AUGGCAACAGCUAGCACAGCCUACCAGACCCCGCUACAGAUCAACUUUGUGAACGCCGCUGCUCUGCAUACGAUUAUACGGAAAGCCAACGAUGGGUUAGACCUGUGCCGAGUGACACUUCCCGACAUUGAAAAGACUCUAAAGAAGUUAGAGCACAAGGAACCAGCUCCAGAUCUUCAUUCCCUAGUCCCCGAAUGCUACCAUGACCUUAUUGACGACGGAAAACAGCCUACAGUACACCCGCUACGACGAUACAGCGCGGAUGAGUUACGAUUGAUACAAGCCUGGCUCAAGGCGAAUCUCAAUAAACACUUUAUUCGACCAAGCAACUCUGCCGCUGCAGCCCCGAUACUGCUCGCGAGAAAACCAGGUGGCGGAGUCCGCAUCUGCGUUGAUUAUCGGGGACUGAAUGAGAUCACAAGGAAGAACCGUUAUCCGAUUCCUCUGAUCCAGGAAACCCUGCAAUUAUUGACACGAGCCCGUUACUUCACAAAACUCGAUAUUAUUGCGGCCUUCAAUAAGCUACGAAUCGCAGCAGGGGAUGAGUGGAAAACGGCAUUCCGUACACGAUUCAGACUCUUCGAAUCCCUAGUGAUGAAUUUUGGCCUCACCAACGCACCGGCAUCCUGGCAAAACUACAUUAACGACAUUCUUAAGGAGUAUUUGGACGACUUCGUAUGCGCCUACAUGGACGAUAUCUUGAUAUUCAGCAACAGCCUUGAAGAACACAAGAAACACGUGCGACAAGUCUUGGAGAGACUUAAAGCUAAUAGCCUUCAAUGCGACAUCAACAAAUGCGAAUUCCAUACACAGAAAACCACGUUCUUAGGCCUUAUUAUCUCUACUGAAGGAAUCUCUAUGGAUCCGUCGAAAGUUGCUACGAUCCUAGAAUGGCAGACACCACGCUCAGUUAAAGACGUACAAGGAUUUCUAGGCUUUGCAAAUUUCUACCGACGCUUUAUUCAUGGCUACUCUCGCAUUGUUAAGAGAUUGACGGAUCUUACGAAGAAAGGAUUAAAGUUUCUAUGGACGGGGGACUGUCAGCAAGCUUUUGACGCGCUAAAAACUACAUUUACAACCACUCCGAUUUUGAAGAUAUUUGAAUGGGAUAAACGCUGUAUUGUGGAAGUGGAUGCUUCGGAUUACGUCACCGGGGGGGGGGGGGUUCUCUCCCAAUACGACGAGAAUGGAGACCUCCGGCCUGUGGCAUUCUUUUCGAAGAUGCAUGCUCCUGCCGAAUGCAAUUACGAGAUCUACGAUAAGGAGCUGAUGGCUAUUGUCAGAGCCUUCGAAGAAUGGCGACCGGAAUUACAAGGAAACCCACACCCGAUUGAAGUUAUUACAGAUCACAAGAAUUUAGAAUACUUUACUCAGAAGAAGCUGUUGAACAGACGGCAAGCCCGUUGGGCUGAAUUCCUAUCUCAAUUCAACUACAAAUUGAUUUAUCGAUCUGGAAAACUUGGAGGAAAACCAGACGCCUUGACACGACGAAGCCAGGAUUGGCCACACGAACCAGAUGACGCUCGAACAAUCCAUCGUGAACAAACUGUAUUGCAACCCCAGCACCUGGAAUGGUUAUCGUUGAACGCUAUUAGAGAGGAGUCCCCGGAUGGAGCUAUUUUUACGGGCUCGGGACCUUUAUUUUUGGGAUUAGAAGAAGAAGGCGGGGAGGAGAAUAACUCAGAAGACUCAGCUAAUCAGGACGCAGGAAUCGACCCGGACCAUGGAGAGAUAGAUGAUCCGCAAGAAAUUACAGACGACUAA
This is a messenger RNA of Talaromyces marneffei, 1764 nucleotides long. RefSeq lists its product as uncharacterized. The record is from RefSeq and is a predicted model, not a curated record. Lineage: Eukaryota; Fungi; Ascomycota; Eurotiomycetes; Eurotiales; Trichocomaceae. Bases 1 to 1764 code for a protein of 587 amino acids. The transcript is spliced from 2 exons.